UAAUAGUUCGCUUCGCAAGCGCCACUAAUAAUGUGAGUGCUGCUGUGUCUCCCUCUGCUGGACGAAGUGAAAAUCACACACAAGAUCAGCUUUAUCACUCCCCUGUACACUAGGGGGCGAUAUACAGCUUCUUGUCUUAGUAACAAGAGCAGCACGAAGAAGAGAAAGGCGAAAGAAGUGACGUGCAUUUUAACAUGAUGAUCCGUGUGAUUGAUCAGACGUUUAUCAUCUGUGCUGCUGUAAUGGGAUUCUUGCAGAUCCUGUGAGUCUUCAAUCCUAGAGCAUAAUUUGUCAGUUCUAAAGUUUCAGUUUUUUACACUGCCCCUUGACCUGUGAAAAUUUAUCUGCACUAUGAGCGACCCAAAAGGCAGAGAUGACACUCCCAACAGUCUCUCCAAUCGAGAUACGAUUGAUCUUCCUGAUGAUGCCUCUUUGAGUGACUCUGAUCCUGAUGAGUCCUUACAGUCCCUCAGCAGAAAAGUUGAGGAAUUGUCUUCUUCCUCUGAUGAAGAAAAUGUUCAACAUACCAGCAAAGUCUCUGAAGAAACUCCCUCGUUCAAGUUGAUGGGUGGGAGUUUUGGGUUCUCAUACCGCAGCAGAAGCAUUUUUGAUCAGCUGGAUAGUGUUGGGAAGCUUACCUCAAGUCAGCUGGCUGAAGACAACAUCGUCGAUGGUACAUUUGCUCGUCCUGCUCCACCAUCGCCUCCUAUGAGAUGUAGAGAACCACAGAGAACCAAAAAAGCUUCAUCAAGCAAGACGGUACCAGACUACCUGCUACACCCUGACCGAUGGACCCGCUAUAACCUGGAAGAUGUUCCUGACACAAGUGACCGCAAAAACAGCCAAGUGGCCCAUGAGUUCAUACAGAGCCUACAUAAACGUAGGAGAUCUGAAGAAGCUGAUGCAAGUUCUUUUAGCCCAGCUUUCAACCAGGUCCACAGCAGCAGCUCAGAGCACAAGAUUAUCUUCACCAAGCCCAGCCAGUCUUCCAAAGAUGAAGGCCAGAAUCUGCACAAGGUGGACCGAGCAAAAGAGGUCGGUUUAGUUCACUUGGAUGAUGAACAACAAGAAGAAGAAGGAGGAGGAAAAAUGUCCUCUCUUCACCACAAUCUUUCACUAGAUGGUGGGAAAAAGAAACGAAAGUGGAUGGACGAAGGCGACAAUGAAGAUGGAAAAGGUAGUAGUGCUACUUUCAGUAGUGGGAGAAAAGUGAAUCGCAAAAACUUCCGCAAGGCAGUUGGGGAAGAGGACUAAAAGCUUUUGAGUGCAUGAUAUGUCCAGUUUAGCACUCUCUCUUGUGAGAGCUAUGUCAUUAGCUCUUAUUCUCUUUCAUUAAUCAUGCACUUUUGUGGGUUGUUAAAAAAAAGACCACAGAGAUGAGGUUUUGCAUUUAGAGAUUUUUUUUCUGCAUUUAUUUUACAAUGUAGGAACUCUGUUAAAUUGUUUAUAUUUUUUGGUGUGUUAAACAUUAUCGUCAAGUGAAGAAUGGAUUACAAAAAUACGUUCAUCAUCUAGAAACAGUUUUAAUUAAAAAAGCAGCUUUUAUGUCUUGUAGACUGAAAACAUUUGGAUUGUAAAAACGCAUAAAACAGCCAGUCUAACUCUUCUUGUAAAAUUGUCUGUUUUUUUUUUUUUUUUGCACAUCUGUCAUUUUGACAAUACAAUACACUGUUGUAGUAAUGAUUUCCAUACUGAUUAGAUUAGACUACAAACCAUAGAGCAGCACAGACUACUUACUCUAAUGCAUCUGAUAAAAUUUAAAACUUGCUGAACUCUGUCUCCUCUGUACUUGAUAGAUUAGCUGACUAUACUUAUUUGCCAUUUUAUCAGUUGCAUUCAAUUGGACUUUAUACAUUUACAGUUACUGACUUUUUGCGUUUUGCUAUGCACAAUUUAUCAGCCUCAAUUUACUUUGUUAAUCAAUAGUAUUUUGAAUAAUUAAUAGCAACCACAAAUAUAUGCAAAAAAAUGAAUACUUUUGAGAGAAACGUCUUUCAAGUUUGUUCAUACCUGUUCCAAAAUGAAAUGUUAUUACGAGGUUAUCAUGUAUGGGAAGGGUGACUAUAUAUUUACAAAGAAUUGCCAAUGUGUAGGAUGUUUCGGUAAAUAAAGCUAAUUUUUUUGCUUCAAAAAAAAAAAAAGACAAUUUCUACUGUGUAUGGAGAUAGUUGGGUAGAAUGCCUCUCC
This is a messenger RNA of Clarias gariepinus (North African catfish), 2187 nucleotides long. RefSeq names its product tumor suppressing subtransferable candidate 4 (gene tssc4). NCBI's taxonomy places the organism in Eukaryota, Metazoa, Chordata, Actinopteri, Siluriformes, Clariidae. The record is from RefSeq and is a predicted model, not a curated record. The transcript is spliced from 3 exons. Bases 352 to 1254 code for a protein of 300 amino acids.